Messenger RNA from Acanthosepion pharaonis, 708 nucleotides. NCBI's taxonomy places the organism in Eukaryota, Metazoa, Mollusca, Cephalopoda, Sepiida, Sepiidae. The record is from the annotation of a GenBank genome assembly.
AUGAAAAUUUUUCUUCUUUUCUUUUCUUCUAUUCAUAUUUUUCUUCUUCUUCUUGAGAAAUUUCUUUUCUUUGAGGUUUUCUGUCCAUUUUCUGAUUCUUUUCUUUUUCUUCUUAAAUUUUUCUUCUUCUUUUUUUUCUUCUUCUUGGAAUUCUUCUUCUUCUUCUUUUUCUUCUCUGUCACCUUUUCUUCUUCUUUUUCAAUCUUCUUCUUUUUUAUUCUUCUUCUUUUCUUCUCUUCAGUUUGUUCUUUUUUUCUUCUUCUUUUCUUUUUCUUCUUGUUCUUUUCUUCUUCUUCUUCUUUUUCUUUUAAAAAUGUCUUUAUUUUUCUUCUUUUCUUCAUUUUCUUUCUUCAUUUUUUUCUUCUUUUUUUCUUCUUCUUAUUUUUCUUAAAAAAUUUAUUUUUCUUCUUCUUUCUUCUUCUUUUUUUCUUGUAUUUCUUAUUUCAUUUUUUUCAAUAUAUUUUUCUUCUUUCUUUUGGAAGAGAAUUUUUUUUUUUUUUUAUAAUUUCCUCUUUAAAUUAUCUCUUUCCUCUUCUUCUUCAAAAAUUUCUUUUCCAAACUUUGCUAAAAUUAUUUGAAUCUUUUUUCAAUAUUUUCUUCCUUCUUCUUCUUUAUAAAUCGUUUAUUUUCUUCUUUUCUUCUUCUUCUUUUCUUCUUCGUUUGUGUCUUCUUCUUUUCUUUUUCUUUUGUCUCUUCUUCUCUUUCUGA